CACACGCACUCAGGCACGCACACGCACACGCACACACACGCAGACACUGAGCAGAAGCGACAGCAGCAGAAGAUAGAAGUAGAAGAGUCGGACGGUGAAGCACGAGCACCGAUUAAACCGGGGAUCUGGGGAAUUCAUUUUUACGCACGUGCCAUUCAGCGCGUUCAUCAAUGGGACGAUUUUGGUCCUCGGUGCUUUUCUUUUACCAAUUUCGGAGUUUUUAAUUUCUUUGUAUAAUCCGAUCUGAUUAAAAGGCGAAUGAAGUGACGGGUGGAUUUUACCUGCAAGUGCGACACCCGAGAGAGACAAUGCUGGCCAGGAUUGUGUUCAUUUGUUCCUUUUUAGCUUGUGCUAGUUUUCAGGAAGAUGAGAGCCCUAAGGUAUCAUUUGGAGGAGCUUGUGAAAUGUUGUGUGCCUGUGAGGAGAAAGAUGGCAUGUUGAACGUAAACUGUGAGGAAAGGAACAUAAACAAGAUCUCUCAAGUACAGGUACCUUCCGAUAGACCUUUCCAUUUGAAUCUAUACAAAAAUGAUAUUGUGGAGCUGCUCCCAGAGGAAAUGGAGGCUUUCAGGAAUGCAGUCACGUUACAUCUGGGUGGAAACAGCAUACAAGAGUUGGUGCCGGGGGUUUUUGCUGCACUGGGCUCCUUAAAGAAGUUGCACAUUAAUAGUAAUUUCCUGGUGAUGUUGAAGGAGGAUACUUUUCAUGGCUUGGUAAAUUUGGAAUACCUCCAGGCUGACACAAACUUUAUCCGAGUCGUGGAGCCUGGGGCUUUCAGCAAACUUGUUCGUCUCAAAGUCCUGAUCCUCAAUGACAACUCAAUUGACUUCCUUCCAAGCAACAUCUUCCGAUUCGUGCCUCUGACCCAUUUGGACCUACGUGGAAACAAGCUCCAGACCCUCCCUUACGUGGGCUUUUUAGAGCACAUCGGACGCAUCAUUGAGCUUCUUCUAGAGGACAACAACUGGGUAUGUGACUGUCAGAACCUUCAUUUGAAAGUCUGGAUUGAGAACAUGCGAGCACAGUCGGCCAUUGGGGAAGUGGUUUGCAGCAGUCCUCAGCAUCUCAAGGGUAUCCCUCUGGCCAAAGUGAAACGGGACAUAUUGUGCCCCUCCCAUGCGGAUAUAACUUUUGAGGAGCCAUCCAAAUCUCUAGACAUGGUGGUCACCCCUUCCACAAAGGUGCUCCAAAUACCAGACUCAAGAAAUGAAGCAAAGAUCCCCACAUCAUCUCAUGUUCCAAAGACAUCCUGCGCAUCACAGUGUUCUUGUCAUAACCACCCAAGCUCUGGGUUCCUAAUCCACUGUGAGGAUCGGGGCAUCCAAAGGAUAUCGGAUCUUGGAAUUUUUCAGCAAAGCCCGAGUAAGCUUGUUUUAUCUGGGAACAUGAUAGAGAGACUUCUAAAAUAUGAUUUUGUCACAUAUGACAGUUUGGAAGUGCUGAAUCUGGCCAACAACCAAAUAAACUAUAUAGACAAUGAAACUUUCCUAAGUUUAAGCAGUCUUAAAAAGCUGUAUCUAAAUGGCAACAGGAUAGAGAAGAUUACAGCAACUAUGUUUGUGGGCCUCCACAAUCUGGAGAACUUGUACUUGGAAUAUAAUGCGGUCAGAGAGAUUGAGGCAGGGUCAUUCAACCCUUUGACAAACCUAAAGCUCCUGUUUUUAAACAACAACCAGCUCAGUGCUCUACCAGCCCAGAUAUUUAGAAACGUGCCCUUGACCAAGUUGAAUUUGCGAAACAACCUAUUCAUGCACCUGCAGGUCAGCAAUGUGUUGGAGCAGCUUGAUUUCCUGGAACAGAUUUACCUUGAGGAGAAUCCUUGGGACUGCACUUGUGAUCUAGUCAGCAUGAAGCAGUGGUUGGAGAAGCUGAGGAAAGAUACAGUGGUGGGAUCCAUCUUGUGCCAUAGUCCAAAAAAGGUAGUGAAUGCUGAGGUCAGGCACCUGAAGCAUGAUGUACUCUGCCCUGGUUUGGUCACCCUAUACUCCCUGCCUUCAAGUGAAUUUGGGGUUGUAACAACAGAAGCACCAGAAGAAGGUAUAAACAGCUUCUUCCAAUCCAUAACGGAUGCAGUUCCUCUUUCUGUCCUUAUACUCUGCCUUCUUAUUCUCUUCCUUACCAUCAUCUUCUGCUCUGCUGGGAUAAUUGUCUUUGUCUUGCAUCGCCGACGCAGUCAUUCCAAGAAAAAGCAAGCUGAGGAGCAGCCUCGUGAAAACAGCCCAAUCCACCUGCAUUACAGCAUGUAUGGACAAAAAACAACUCAUCACUUGGCUCAGAGACAUGACACAAACAUGUACGAUGAACCUUCCCGAAGUCCCAUUAUCCAGGUUUGCAGGAACCCCAGCUAUUGUUCACAGCACAAAGACUAUGACACAGAGGAUUAUGACACAGAAAAAUCAAAUCGUCUUUGCCACAGUAUCAUGGAUAAGGAGAAUGGCUCCCCCCUUACGGGGUCAAUGAAGUACAAAGCUGUGUCCCAUGAGUAUCCUGCUGAUUUUGUUUCUUUGGGUGACAAGGGAUCUUUGUACAAAAAUAUCCUGGAGCGCGACCGUGAACUUCAACAACUUAGCAUCACAGAAUAUCUCAGGAAAAGCAUACCACAGCUACAAGACAUGCAAGUCCCUGGGCAUCAUCAAGAGCUCAAACUGAUGGAGACACUUGUGUACACCAGGCCACGGAAGGUUAUGGUGGAGCAGACUAAAAACGAGUACUUUGAACUGAAAGCUAAUCUACACGCCGAACCGGAUUACUUGGAGGUACUCGAGCAUCAGACGACUUUUAACUGAGAUACAGCACACUGUAACACUUUAAUAUCAGACCUGCUUUGAGAGAUAAUACCCAAAGUGCCUUGAUGAUUUUUUGAGCAGACAUAACAUGCAGCUACUGAUCUUUGUGAAUGUGGUCAUUUAGGAGAACGCAGAAAAAUGUGUUGCUGAAGCGGAACCAAGACCAUGACCUAUUUUGCAUCAUUUCACAUCAAAUGAGGUCAUUGUCCAUUCCGUUUUGUCUCGUCUUGUCAAUUUGCCAUAAAUAUCAUGUGCCGUUGGCCAAAUGCAGCUACAGUCUAGUACUAUAAGACACAUUGGUUAACUUGUCACCGGUCUUAAGGUAACUCUCCUUUAAAGAUUCUACAUAGAUUCCUACCACAUCACUCCAGUUAGAAACAACGAUCAGGAUGAUUAUGAGCCUGAAUUGACCAAAUCAGUGUUUUAAAUUUGCCCUAUGAUCCAACCUGAUUCACAGUAUCUGGAAUGGCAAGAGGGGCAAUACAAAAACAAUUUUGCAGCUGAUAAAGCCAGUGGAAAAGCACCAUAACUAAAGAGCCAUUGAACCAAGUGGCUCUACAGUACCUGUAACACUUAAUUACCUAACAAAAUGUCAAUCGUGUCUUUUUUAUUUGUAUAAUACAAAUAUUGGCCAAUACCUAGAUCCUACCUGGUGCUAUCCAUAUGGCUAUUUUUUUUUUAUUUUUUUUUAGAAAACAGGGUUUUUAUAGGAAAAAAGUGGUUCUUUAUAGAAUCAUUUGAUAAUUUAAGGUUGUCAGUUUUAUGUGUUGUAGGAUAUACAAUAUUUAUAGAGUGAAAUUCAUCAAUUUGUGGUGCAUGUCUGCUGGACGUAACAGCCAUCCAUGCCGGUGCAAAACAAUCUUAUCCCUCUUGCUUGUCUGGUUGCCAAAGUGAGCCAGGUCAGGACAUGUGGGCGGAGCUAAAAUUAGUGCUCCCUAUUGAUGGGUCAAUAAUCUGUGCGAUAGGUAACAUCAGUAUACAGAUAUUCCUGGCACUUUGUGACCAAGCCGUGCUUAUUUGGUGGAAAAGUGCAAUUAAAGUCUAAAUCUCUUUGUCUUCCAUGCAGCGGCUGUUAAAGCCCUCAAGUUUCUAACUGGCUGUUGGAGUGCUUUUGUUUGGUGGACUGGUUCUCAUUAAACACUGCUGUACCUUAACCUUAACUCGUACCAACACCGUGAUCCUAUGUCGUUGUUUUUUUUUUUUUUAUACGGGGUAGAAUGGUGCCAGUAUUUAGUGAAGAAGAAGAGAAGACGUGUGCAGAAGGUACACCCGAUAAAUUGUCAGCUUGGUCUUAAUUUUAAUAUGUCUGCUGUGCAUUUUUUUCAUAAAGUUGUAUUUAUUUAUUCCUGACAUUGUUUCGGCAAAACAAAAAGCAAAGUUCUGUCCAUAACAUUUUAUCUGUUGCCUGUCAUCGCAACCCCAGCAAUUACCGCAGUUCCGAAUUUUACAGAAAAACAAAAUAAAACAAAAUAAUUGCACUACUCAAAAUGCCAUUUAAAGAGAUGGCACUUGACAAUCAAGUGUAGCUACCGGUGUGUAUGAGAUUGAUGUAUACAAGUUUUUUUGUUUUGUUUGUUUUUUUCUUUUGAAUUUCAUUACUCUACAUAAUAUAACAAAGUCUUUUGUCUCAGCAUGAUAAAUAAUUAUGCAGGGUGGUUUGAAAGGAUUUGCUGUAUGUAAGAGCACCAUAGCUUUAUUUUGUACUGAUGUAGAUCAGAGUUUAUUUAUUCUGUAUAUAUUUGUACAUAACGGAACGUUUCUAUGUAUGUGUGCCUUUCGAUGUUGUAAUGAUUGAUGUAAAUAAAAGUUACAGUAAAGUGUACAGUCAAAAUUAGCAUCGACACCAUGCUAGCACUUGGGUUUCUUUUUUUUUCGAUAACUUUGACAUUACAGUAUAUGCAUUUACAAGAGAUACGUUACUGUGUUGAAAUAUAGAAUAAUCUAUUUUCUCACCAAGCUCACUACAAGACUAUUUGAUGGAAAUUCAAUAAAGCAUGUGACAUAUA
Molecule: messenger RNA, 4792 nt
Organism: Tachysurus fulvidraco (yellow catfish)
Lineage: Eukaryota; Metazoa; Chordata; Actinopteri; Siluriformes; Bagridae
Gene: slitrk6
Product: SLIT and NTRK-like family, member 6
Exons: 2
Coding region: 309-2786 (825 amino acids)
Biological process (GO): positive regulation of synapse assembly; regulation of presynapse assembly; axonogenesis
Cellular component (GO): membrane
Molecular function (GO): protein binding
Source: RefSeq, a predicted model, not a curated record